Messenger RNA from Medicago truncatula (barrel medic), 1223 nucleotides. RefSeq names its product WAT1-related protein At4g08290. The transcript has 4 exons. The coding region runs from base 375 to 908 and encodes 177 amino acids. NCBI's taxonomy places the organism in Eukaryota, Viridiplantae, Streptophyta, Magnoliopsida, Fabales, Fabaceae. Gene Ontology annotation, cellular component: membrane. Gene Ontology annotation, molecular function: transmembrane transporter activity. The record is from RefSeq and is a predicted model, not a curated record.
CUUUUGGAAACCUGUCAUUGAUCGUAUUGUGGGUCGCCUGUCGUCAUGGAACAAUAAAUUUCUAUCUCUUGGUGGCCUUCUGGUUCUUCUAAAAUCUAUCUUGUCGUCUCUUCCGGUUUACUUUCUAUCUUUUUCAUAUAUAUUAUAUUAUUAUAAUAAUUAAAAUCAUUUGGAAUUAUGCUGAACUUAGGUUAUAAAUAUAGAGAUGUAUAACCUUACUCUUGCACUCAUCCCACUCAAACAUAAUCAAAGUAUACAAAGUUUCUCUUCCUCACAACACAUAGAAAUUUAGAGAGGAUUAAGAUAAGAUGGGUGAGUUAACAUUUUGUUAGAAAGUUAAUGCGUGCUGCAAAUUCUAUAAAUCAUACUUCCUUAUGUUCGGAAUCCAACUUGGUUCUGCUAGCAUGUUUGUUAUUACAAUGGCUGCCUUUUUCCUUGAAAGAUUGGAAGGUAUGAAAAUUAAGGAGAUAGCAUGUCAAGGCAAAGUGAUUGGGACAAUGGUGAGUCUUGGUGGUGCUCUACUAAUGGUACUAUACAAAGGUCCUGUUCUUCAAAAUGUUGGGUCAUCAACAGCUACUCAGAUGCACCAACCUGAAAAUGUGAACGAUCCCACUGGUGCACACUGGCUCCUUGGAGUCUCUGCCUUCUACAUUUUACAAGCCACAUCAUUGAGAAAGUAUCCAGCAAAUAUGUCAUUAGCCACAUGGGUUUGCUUUGUUGGUGCACUUCAAAGCUUUGUUGUAACUAUUUUAAUGGAGCGCAAACACCCUGAAGCUUGGUCUUUGGGCCUGAACUCUAGACUCUUUGCUCCAGUAUACGCGCAUUGUUGGAGGAAUGGUCGUGGUUACAGGACUAUAUCUAGUUGUUUGGGGAAAAUCAAAAGAGCAAAAAGCAAUGAUGUCAGAUGAGUCAGAAGGACAACAACAAUUACCAAUCAUUGUCCCCAAAAUUGAUGUCAAUGAUGAUAAUAAACCUCAAUCUGUCAUAAUUGAAGAUUGACGAUCAAGCACAGAGAAACAGUGAGCAUUAUGAAAUUAAGUGGUCUGAUAGGAAACUUAAAAUAAGGAGUGAUUAUGGAUUAUUAUUAGGGAUUGUUAGUUUUAGAAUAAAUUAAAAUGAUCUAAGUUCGGUGAGGCCUACGUUACCCUCUCUUGUUUAGAGGGUAAAUACUCUCUCAUGAUAUCAACCAAUCAAAAUGUAAUAUACAUAGGAAACAUUAAAUG